Effrenium voratum is the source of this 321-nucleotide messenger RNA. The record is from the annotation of a GenBank genome assembly. NCBI's taxonomy places the organism in Eukaryota, Dinophyceae, Suessiales, Symbiodiniaceae.
AUGCAUCUCGGCAGCUUUUCGCCGGUGCGCAGCACUGCGCGCUUGGGCUCCGCGACCUUUCUGGUGGGCGCAAACCGCUUCGGAUCCUGCACGCCGGCGUUCGGCUUCACGCAGACCGGGCCUUCCCCGUUGACCAGGAGCUUUGCACGCUCGAGCCCCGCACUGCCGGUCUCCCAGUACGCGGACUUCGGGCCCUCGCCUCCGUUGCGCAGCCACGGGCGUCUGGGCUUCUUCUCGUUCGCCCUGGGCGCCGCCAAGCCGGGCCGCCGAGACCUUCGAGACGUCGGAGCAUCUGUUUUGGCCGGUCCGUUGGAGUGGUAA